UUCAUCAGAGAGAAAGAGACAUGGGUACCAGCCAUAGAGUCUCCAAACUGCGAUCCAGCCUCAGACCCAUAAUGUAGGACCUCGCCCAUGUGGCCCAUUGAUGGUCCCUGCACCAACUCCACUGACGCUACAGCGAGUGGGCCACUUCCGCUCUCACCUUCCCCUCCCUGAAUGAGCAUGGAGGGGCGGAGUGGAGCGUGCUGACGAGGGCGCAGUGCUCACUAGUCGGGACAGCCUGGAGACCGUGUCACGUCCUCCCCAGGGCUUUCUCUCCCGGUGUGUUACUCCUCCGGUCUAAACAGUUUUGCGAGAGAGGGAUCCGGCCACGUGUAUGGAAGUUGCUGGUACUGUGCUGGCCACGCCAAGAAAUGGUGCGCUGUCCUAUUCCUUAGACCCUGCGUGGGCCGGGGUCGGGAGAAAAGUGUUAAUACGUCUGGGGGCUGCGGGCAGCGUACAGAUCCGCAAAAGCAGGCGCUAAGCGCACCUCCACUUGCUCCGCCCCUCAAAUGUCUUGCUGUUUAGGGGCAGGGCUCUGGAGUGGGCAGGUCUGCGCACGCGUGCAGAGGCCUCCGGAAGUAACUCAGGAAAGAGAUGGAGAAGUACGAGCGGAUCCGAGUGGUGGGAAGAGGGGCCUUCGGGAUCGUGCACCUGUGCCUGCGCAAGGCUGACCAGAAGCUGGUGAUCAUCAAACAGAUCCCCGUGGAAAAAAAAAGGCAGGCGGCCCAGAAUGAGUGCCAGGUGCUCAAGCUGCUCAACCACCCCAAUGUCAUUGAGUACUACGAGAACUUCCUGGAGGACAAGGCCCUCAUGAUCGCCAUGGAAUACGCUCCAGGCGGCACCCUGGCGGAAUUCAUCCAGAAGCGCUGCAAUUCCCUGCUGGAGGAGGAGGCCAUCCUGCACUUCUUUGUGCAAAUCCUGCUCGCGCUACAUCACGUGCACACCCACCUCAUCCUGCACCGGGACCUCAAAACCCAGAACAUCCUUCUUGACAAACAUCGCAUGGUUGUCAAGAUUGGAGACUUUGGCAUCUCCAAGAUCCUUAGCAGCAAGAGCAAGGCCUACACGGUGGUGGGUACUCCGUGCUACAUCUCCCCCGAGCUGUGUGAGGGCAAGCCCUACAACCAGAAGAGUGACAUCUGGGCGCUGGGCUGUGUCCUGUACGAGCUGGCCAGCCUCAAGAGGGCCUUCGAGGCUGCGAACCUGCCAGCACUGGUGCUGAAGAUCAUGAGCGGCACGUUCGCGCCCAUCUCUGACCGCUACAGCCCAGAGCUGCGCCAGCUGGUCCUGAGCCUGCUCAGCCUGGAGCCCGCGCAGCGCCCGCCGCUCAGCCACAUCAUGGCGCAGCCCCUCUGCAUCCGCGCGCUCCUCAACCUGCACACCGACCUGGGCAGCGUCCGCAUGCGGAGGGCAGAGAAGUCCCUGGUCACCGCAGCACCCAUGGCCCCUGGCAGCACCGGGAGCAGGACCACCAGUGCCCGCUGCAGGGGCGUUCCCCGGGGGCCUGUGAGACCAGCCAUCUCACCGCCACUGUCAUCGGUGUACACUUGGGGCGGCGGUCUCAGCGCCCCCCUGCGGCUGCCGAUGCUCAACACAGAAGUGGUCCAGGUGGCAGCAGGGCGCACCCAGAAGGCUGGCGUCACACGCUCUGGGCGCCUCAUCCUGUGGGAGGCCCCACCCCUAGGCGCCAGCGGAGGCCCAAUUCUCCCGGGGGCAGUGGAGCAGCCACAACCCCAGUUUAUCUCGCGUUUCCUGGAGGGUCAGUCAGGUGUGACCAUCAAGCACGUGGCCUGCGGGGACCUCUUCACGGCGUGCCUGACUGACAGAGGCAUCAUCAUGACCUUCGGCAGUGGCAGCAAUGGGUGCCUGGGCCACGGCAGCCUCACUGACAUCAGCCAGCCCACCAUUGUGGAGGCUUUGCUGGGCUACGAGAUGGUGCAGGUGGCCUGUGGGGCCUCUCAUGUCCUGGCCCUGUCCACUGAGCGAGAACUAUUUGCCUGGGGCCGUGGAGAUGGCGGCAGGCUGGGACUAGGCACCAGGGAGUCCCACAGCUGCCCCCAGCAGGUGCCUAUGCCCCCAGGACAAGAAGCCCAGCGGAUUGUAUGUGGCAUCGACUCUUCUAUGAUCCUCACUGUGCCUGGCCAAGCCCUGGCCUGUGGGAGCAACAGGUUCAACAAGCUGGGCCUGGACCGUCUCUCCCUGGGGGAAGAGCCUGCCCCUCACCUGCAAGUGGAGGAGGCCCUGAGCUUCACACCACUAGGCUCCGCACCCCUGGACCGGGACCCCCUGCUGAGCGUGGACCUGGGCACUGCUCAUUCAGCUGCUGUGACUGCCACGGGCGACUGCUAUACUUUUGGCAGCAAUCAGCACGGGCAGCUGGGCACCAGUGCUCGCCGUGGGAGCCGGGCGCCCUGUCAGGUUCAAGGCCUUGAGGGCAUCAAGAUGACGAUGGUGGCCUGUGGGGACGCCUUCACGGUAGCCAUUGGGGCAGAAGGUGAAGUGUACUCGUGGGGCAAAGGGGCCCGAGGUCGACUGGGGAGGAGAGACGAGGAUGCUGGGGUCCCUCAGCCAGUGCACCUGGAUGAGCCACACCCUUACACAGUGACUUCUGUGUCCUGCUGCCAUGGAAACACGCUCUUGGCUAUUCGCCGUGAGUUCCAGCUUUCUCACCUCUCCCCUGCAAGGGUUAACCCAGCUGGCCCCCUGCCCAUUCUCCUAUGCCCCAAUGGUCACGUCAAAAACAUCUUUAGCCCCAAGCGGUCACAGAUGAGCCAGCGCCCCCCUGAGGCACCCGGAUACGCUUCUGGACCACCCUGACAUUGCCUCUCCUCUGAACGUUCUCAAGGCUGCAGGUGUCUGAGGCAUGACUGUCCCCACAGCUCCUUGGAGUGUACCUUCAGUGGGGUCUAAGAGCAUGAAGCCUCAGCUCUGGGCCCUUCAUAUGGAAAUCCCCCCAACCCAGCUCCUCCAGCAACCUCCUCUUUAAGUCAGUGUCGGGGUUCCAGCCGGCUGGAGUUGGAGGCUAGCCUUUGGACGCAGGACGACCUCCAUAGCCUUGGCCAAAUAGGUUGGAGGCUGCUGUGACUCCACCUAGAUCCUGCCCUUUCCUCCAGCCCAGUGAGGAAACUAAGUCCCUGGUGCCCACUGGAAGACGGCUCUGGAGCCGUUUUGGAGCAGGACAAGCCUGGGCUUGCCUGGACUGGCCAUUAGUGUCCAUCAGUCCUGCCUAGCCUCCCCGUUCAUUGCCCGAGGCAGAGGUCUGAGGGAGGGCUGCCAGCCACCGCCUCCACCCCUUUAUCCCGAGGCAGAGAUUUACACAACCUCUUUUGGCCUCCCUCGCCCUGCGGGAUAUUACUGCAGAGGAUCCCGCCGAAGGCUGUCUCCCAUGUCUUUGCCCAGAACCAGGUUGAGGCGAAGGGCAGCUAGUCAGACCAGACCAGUUUUCCAGAUGACUGAAAAUAGCGCAAUAAAAGCCUCAGCUGCCUGCCUGCCUGGAGUGUGGUCUCUACAGGGGUGGGGACGGCGGCUAGAUACCCCGGACUGGGCUGGGCCUGAUCUCGGUUGCAGUGCUGUGGCCAGGGGAGGAAUGUGGGCGCAGCCGGAGGCUGGGGGCAAGGUUCCUCUGGCCCGGCGCCCGGCCCAUCCUCCUCAACCCCAACUGGGUUCCCGGGAUCCGGUUGCCAGGCUUCAGCUGCCUAGCACCUGGAAGCUGGGGCCCCGGCCCCCGGGCGGCGCGUGGCCCCCGAGACUGAGC
Molecule: messenger RNA, 3751 nt
Organism: Tupaia belangeri chinensis (Chinese tree shrew)
Lineage: Eukaryota; Metazoa; Chordata; Mammalia; Scandentia; Tupaiidae
Gene: NEK8
Product: NIMA related kinase 8
Exons: 16
Coding region: 592-2814 (740 amino acids)
Biological process (GO): animal organ morphogenesis; protein phosphorylation
Cellular component (GO): cilium
Molecular function (GO): ATP binding; protein kinase activity
Source: RefSeq, a predicted model, not a curated record